This is a messenger RNA of Drosophila biarmipes, 2941 nucleotides long. Its product is annotated as glucose dehydrogenase [FAD, quinone]. Gene Ontology annotation, molecular function: flavin adenine dinucleotide binding; oxidoreductase activity, acting on CH-OH group of donors. The transcript is spliced from 4 exons. Lineage: Eukaryota; Metazoa; Arthropoda; Insecta; Diptera; Drosophilidae. The coding region runs from base 233 to 2368 and encodes 711 amino acids. The record is from RefSeq and is a predicted model, not a curated record.
AAAGCUGGUCAAUUGAUUGCGGUUCUUCUGCCAGCUGUCUUUUCAUGUCGAAGUUGAAGUCGAUAAUGUGUUUGUGCGCUAGUGGUGAAUGCAAAAAUCGUAUAAAAGUGCAAUGCAGUGACGGGCAAGAAAGUGGAUCACGAGCCAAGGAAACGCCCAAAGAAAUUGUAUAAGCGAGGGAAUCCUUUCCCCGAAUAAACCCCUAAGCCCCCGCUAAGCCCCUCCAAAAAUCAUGGUCGUAGUUCCCGCUCUGGGCGCCGCCGCCGUUUCCGUGGGCGGCCUGCUCUUCAAGGCAAGUGCCGCCUCCAAGGCGGCGGCGGCAGCGGGCGUGGCAGCGGCGGGCGCCUCCAAGCUGGGCCUGGCCAUCGCCGGCGCCAUCAAGCUGGCCACCGCUGUCAUAGGCGUCGGCAAGCUGACCAUCCUGCCCUUCCUGAUAGCGGCCAUCGCCUACUACAACUACGACCUCUUCGAUCCGGAGAAUCGACCCUUCAACGUCCAGCAGGUGGAGCUGGCCUACGACUUCAUCAUCAUCGGCGGCGGCUCGGCGGGCACGGUCCUGGCCUCCAGGCUGUCGGAGAUCCCCCACUGGAAGAUCUUGCUCUUGGAGGCCGGAGGCCAUGAGACGGAGAUCUCAGAUGUUCCCCUGCUCUCGCUCUAUUUGCAUAAAAGCAAAAUGGAUUGGAAAUAUCGAACCCAACCCCAACCGACGGCCUGCCAGGCGAUGAAGGACAAACGCUGCUGUUGGACGAGAGGCAAGGUCCUGGGUGGCUCCAGCGUGCUCAACACGAUGCUCUAUAUCAGGGGAAACAGACGGGACUUUGACCAGUGGGCGGAUUUCGGAAAUCCAGGCUGGUCCUACGAGGAGAUCCUGCCCUACUUCAGGAAGUCUGAGGACCAGCGCAAUCCCUACCUGGCCAGGAACAAGCGCUACCAUGGCACGGGUGGCCUUUGGACCGUCCAGGACUCCCCGUACAACACGCCCAUUGGCCCGGCCUUCUUGCAGGCCGGCGAGGAGAUGGGCUACGACAUCGUCGACGUGAACGGGGAGCAGCAGACGGGCUUCGGGUUCUACCAGUUCAACAUGCGACGCGGUUCGCGCAGCUCCACGGCCAAAUCCUUCCUGCGCCCGGCUCGCCUGCGCUCCAACCUCCAUGUGGCCCUCUUCUCGCACGUGACCAAGGUGCUCACAGAUCCGCAUACGAAGCGGGCGACGGGCGUUCAGUUCAUCCGCGAUGGGCGACUGCAGAAUGUGUACGCCACCAGGGAGGUGAUCCUGUCGGCGGGAGCCAUAGGAUCGCCACACCUGAUGAUGCUCUCGGGGAUCGGACACGCUGAGGAGCUGGGCCGCGUGGGCAUUCCCCUGGUGCAGCACUUGCCCGGCGUGGGACAGAAUCUGCAGGAUCACAUCGCUGUCGGCGGCAUAGCCUUCCUCAUCGACUAUCCCAUUUCGAUUGUGAUGAAGCGGAUGGUGAACAUCAACACGGCCCUGAGGUACGCCAUCACGGAGGACGGCCCCCUGACCUCCAGCAUCGGCUUGGAGGCCGUGGCCUUCAUCAACACCAAGUAUGCCAAUGCCAGCGACGACUGGCCGGACAUGAACUUCAUGAUGACCUCGGCGUCGGUGAUGUCGGACGGCGGCACCCAGGUGAAGACGGCCCACGGCCUGACCGAUGAGUUCUACCAGGAGGUGUUCGGCGAGGUGAACAAUCGCGACGUCUUCGGCAUCUUCCCCAUGAUGCUGCGCCCCAAGAGCCGGGGCUACAUCAAGCUGGCCUCCAAGAACCCGCUGCGCUAUCCGCUGCUGUACCACAACUACCUCACGCAUCCGGACGACGUGAAUGUCCUGAGGGAGGGCGUCAAGGCUGCGGUGGCCAUGGGCGAAACGGCGGCGAUGAAGAGAUUCGGCGCCCGCUUCUGGAACAAGCCGCUGCCGAACUGCAAGCACCUGACCCUGUUCACCGACGACUACUGGAACUGCUUCAUCAGGCAGUACACCAUGACGAUAUACCACAUGAGCGGCACGGCCAAGAUGGGUCCGCCCUCGGAUCCCUGGGCGGUGGUGGACCCCCAGCUGAGGGUCUACGGCAUCCCGGGCCUGAGGGUGAUAGAUGCCAGCAUCAUGCCGGCCAUCACGAACGGCAAUAUCCACGCGCCGGUGGUGAUGAUCGGCGAAAAGGGCGCCGAUAUGAUCAAGCAACUGUGGCUGACCCCCAGCACGGCGCCGGCGGGGCCGAGUCCGCGCCAAGGUCACCAGACCAGCCCCCCGCCGCGCACCCAGUGGCGGAGCAGGCGUUCGCUAAACUCCACCAGUGAAAACUUGGACGUCGGAACAGCACCAGUCCACCAAUGGCCACUGCCAAGGUCGUAGUACACUAACAGAGGGGGGAGGGGAUUCGUUUAACCAGGGGUCGGGGGUUGCGCAGGGGUGUUCGGUUCACCGGGGGGUUAGCACCAGUUUCCGCCUUCGAAAUAAAUUUAAUUUAUUAAGCCCAGUUUGCUUUCCAUUCCCGCUGUCAAAACAAGUAUAGUACCCUUUCCCAGUAGGAACCCCUGCCGCCUCCGCCCAUGACCGUAGUCACUUAAGCGCUUCAUGUAAAUAUCGAGUCAUUUAUGCUAAUUCUUACAUUUUUUUUUAAAUAUCGCUCGUCUGUUGUGUGUGUCCAAUCGAAAUGUGUAUUUUGUUUUUACUUUUAUUGUUUGUUUGACGCCGCGUACACUUGGAGUACCUCAAUUAGUCCCUAAGUCGAAGAUUACGAUUACGAUGCAAAUGUUUGAUUAGUUCUUAAAUGUAAACGAACUCAAUAAAUCGAAUAAACACUAAUGUUACCUCAAGGGGUGUUUAAUUAAACUGUUGAGAGCAUGGAUAUAGAAUCAAUAUUAAAUAGUUGAAUUUAUUUAACUGUUAAGUUAAUUUUGUUCCUACAGUGCAGUUUAUUUGUAU